Cannabis sativa is the source of this 354-nucleotide messenger RNA. RefSeq lists its product as uncharacterized. Bases 1 to 354 code for a protein of 117 amino acids. NCBI's taxonomy places the organism in Eukaryota, Viridiplantae, Streptophyta, Magnoliopsida, Rosales, Cannabaceae. The record is from RefSeq and is a predicted model, not a curated record. The transcript has a single exon.
AUGAAUUGUAAGAUGAAUAAGGCUGUCCCUGUAAGAACUCAUGUAUUGCACAUGAUUGAAUUAAUGCAUAAGGCAGAGACACGUGAGGCUAUCAUUGACAAGAGGACUCAAAUGAGUAUGAUACUUGAGUUGUUAUCUCCUUGCUUCAAAGCUUUCAUCACAAACUAUGUGAUGAAUAAGCUAGAGUUCAACAUGACUCAAUUGUUGAACGAGGUGACCGUGUUUGAAAACCUUAACAAGGAUAAGUCCAGGAAAGGUGAAUCAAACAUUGUUGAAGCAAAAUCCAACUCUCCUUCUUCUUCUGAUAAGAAAAGGAAGUGGAAUUAUAACAUAACAGCGGAGGCAAGCCCAUAG